GUCGAGGCCUCGAGUUUGGCCGACGAUACAUGCGACUGAACCUUUCAAUCUCCAGCCAUUCUUAACCCGUGGCGCAUCCCACACGAGAUGAAGCGCUCGCAGGACUUUGUCCCCGCUUCACCCAACCGUUCCUUUUCUCCAAUUCACAAGAAGGUCAAGGUCGGCUCUCCCGGCUUCGCUCAGCCAAACCCCUUCGAAACCGCCGAAGUACACCAGUCAGGCUCGCCAGAAUGGACACGCGUCGACAAGAGAAAGGCUAAAAAGGCCAGAAAAGCAGAGGCAAAGCAGGAGGCACGAAUUCCGCGUUUCAUGUACGUGAACAGCGAGAUCGUCAAGCGCAGGGAUGCUAUCCACAUUGAUGACAUUCGAGACCUCGUCCUACACCUUGUUGGCGACGCGCCUCCCCCAAACUGGCUCAGAAUAGAGGAAGCGCGUUCAAUCAACAAAGUCGUCGCCCUCCUCGUCCCUGGUAUAACCCCUUCUUUCAUCAAUCUCCCGCCCUUGCCCACUUCUGCCACCGCGAACCCCAAUCUCCCACUUGCAAUACCCCUGCCUUCCGACCAUCACAGCGGCAUACCAUUCAUAGCCUCAACCUUUAGCCAUGCUUGUCCCACUCGUGCACCUGGCGAGCAGACCCGCAUGUGGUCUGUCCUCAGCCAGUUCUUCCAAUGCCCCCUCCACCCAGACGAACGGCGCAGGCGCGAGAAAGAGCGCAAGAUUUCAGAACGCGUGUUCGACAAAGACCCCACGCAGUACCUCCUCACCCUCCAGCAGAUGAUCGAGAAUGACUACCCCGUCCCUUCCUACUUGGCCGACGUCUUCCAAAAGCCCGACGGCUGGGUCGAGGUGCCCCAGGCCAAUGCUGAGGCCGUCAAGUUUCUCCCUCACGACAGGCAGCGUUCGAGAUUGUACGCUAUCGACUGCGAAAUGUGCCUGACGGAAGAUGGCAAGGAACUCACGCGUGUAUGCGUCAUUGAUUUCGAGACAAACAUUGUCGUGUACGACAAACUCGUCAAGCCUCCCAAGCCCGUCAUCGACUAUCUCACUCGCUGGUCCGGUAUUACCGAAGAGUCCCUCUCAACAGCGACAACGACCCUCCCCGAAGUCCAAGCCUACCUGCUCACCCUCCUCGCCCCGCGCGGGGGCCCCAACGCUAUCCUCCUCGGCCACUCCCUCGAGUCCGACCUGCGCGCCCUGCACCUGUGCCACCCUAUGUGCAUCGAUACCGCCGUGAUCUACCACCACCCGCGCGGACGGCCGCUCAAGCCCGGGCUCGCGUGGCUCACCAAGAAGUGGGCCGGGCGCGAGAUCCAGAUGCGCGGCGAGGGCGGGCACGAUCCCGAGGAAGAUGCCCGCGCGUGUCUUGAUUUGUUGAAGCUCAAGAUCGCGAACGGCGCGUGGUUUGGGGAGUUUAAGACGGAUACAGAGUCCAUCUUUGAGCGCAUGUCGCGCGCGACGAGGAUGGGCGGCGGAGGGGGCACGGUGAGGAGUGCUGUGGUGGAUCAUGGGAAUCCGGGGGUGAUGCAUGGGAGCAAGGCGAACGCGUGUGUGGGGUGUGCGAGCGACGAUGAGGUGUUGAAGGGGCUGCUACAGGUCGUGCCGAGCCAUGAGUUUACGUUUGGGCGGUUUACCGGCUUGGCGGAUGUGCUUGGCUGGGUGACACCCAAAGGCACAAUUGAACCUCCACCCACACCUGGCACGCCCGCUAUCGCUGGCUCUUCCACGCCCACCUCCUUCCCGGGACUCAAGCCCACCCCACCCUCGCCGUCCCCCGAAAUCCUGCAAGCAGCCCAAGAGCGUCUCAACUCGCAUCUGCUGUCCCUGUACACCGCUCUGCCCGCGCGCACGGCGUUCAUCAUCUUCACGGGGCACUCGGACCCGCGGCGCAUGUCCGCGCUGAACGGGCGCAAGGCCGCGUUCGAGACCGCGAUCAAGAAUGGGAGAAAAGCGGAGGACAUGGACCGCGCGACGGAGUGGUGGACCGCUGCGGACGGGCGGGAGCUCGAGGAGGAGGUCGAGAAGGCGAAGAGGGGGUUGAUGUUUUUGGGUGUUAAGUAGAUUGUUGGCGGAUAGGGGUGCAGCGACGUUCGCCUGCGCGCUUUGUUUCUUCUGUCGGAGGGUUGUCUUGGCUUUUUGUGUCUUGCGAUGUUUCCAUUUGCACGUAGAUUUGUUUUGCUACGCUUGCAAUUGACGUCAUCGUUUUCUCG
Molecule: messenger RNA, 2207 nt
Organism: Coniophora puteana RWD-64-598 SS2
Lineage: Eukaryota; Fungi; Basidiomycota; Agaricomycetes; Boletales; Coniophoraceae
Exons: 8
Coding region: 88-2058 (656 amino acids)
Cellular component (GO): nucleus
Molecular function (GO): nucleic acid binding; exonuclease activity
Source: RefSeq, a predicted model, not a curated record